GCAGUCGGAGCUCCCAUCUCAGGUUUCGCGACGCAGAGACUGUCGAGAGUGACAUGGACCCGCUGCGAAGACUUCUGUCCCAAAACGUUUGACCUGAGUUGAAGCCUACUUAAUUUUAUGUCUUGAGUAAAACUGUUCAUUCGGACCAUGAGUGAGAUGGACGUGGAUCUCCCCCCUACUCCCUCCCCUCCCUCACCCCUCAUCCCACCGGGGUCCUCUACCCUGGAUACUGCCUCACCUCUCUCCCCUAGCCCCCUCCCCUCUGCCUCCCAACCCUCCCCCUUCUUGACUCCCUCAGACUCCCCCAAACUCACCCCAUUGUCAGCCUCUCCUCCUCCUCCUCCCACUUCCUCUCCUCCUCACUCCAUCCCUUCAUCCACUUCCUCUCCUUCUUCUCCUCUCCCCAUCACCCCAAAAUCAUCCUUUCAUUCACCCACUACUGCCACCUCCACCCCAUCUCCCUCUACCUCUACCUCUCCUGCCCCCCAUCGUUGGGGCUUUGCUGCCCCCUCCACCUCUCUAGCCCCGUCGUCCUCUCCCGUCCCCCGGCGUCGGGGCUUUACGGACCUGGCUAAACGUGUGGUGAUGCAGGAAAGACUGAAGAAAGCCGAGCUGGAGGAGGCAGAAGCGGGUGAGGAAGAUGAGGAUCCUGAGGAGGACUUGUCGUUCGAGGAGAUGGAGGAGAAGGCCAAGUCUGGAGACGCCAGAGCACAGACCAGUCUGGGCAGAUACUACCUGGGGUUGGCUGAGGAGAAGGAGGCGGAGCUUAAUAACCGCCUGGCAGUUGAUUGGCUGGUGCAGGCCGCUAAGCAGGGACGUAAGAGUGCAGCCCGUCUUCUACAGCGCUGCUGGAUCCAGAGGAAAGGCAUCAGUGAUGAUAAUGAGGAGGAGGUGCGUAAGCUGUCGACAGAGAGCAGGUUUGAGCAGACGGUCCGGAAGGCAGCCAUGAUGAUGUUCAGGAAGCUGAACCCUGACAGGAAGGAGAAGAUGGCGGUGUCUGAGAUGAUGGAGAACGUUGGACAGGUCAACGCUGUGCACGGUGGCGCCACCACGGACCAAACCCAGAAAGUCCUGGAGAGCAUGGUCACUGGCGAGUCUGGUCAGUUUGUGGAUCUGGAUGAUUUUGUAGAGCUCACUAAGAGGUAUGCCCAGGGCAUGGCCCCCAGCGCCGGCUCUACCCAGAAACAGGACACACCCAAGACCCAGAGACUGGGCCCAGCACAAACCUCUGGAGAGAAGCAGAGUGGCCUGGUCCCUAAGAAGCCUAAGAAGGGUGUGUGGGGGAUGGGCCGGAGUGACAUGUUGAUGGACACCAGACGACACUUCCUGGUGUUGCAGUACCCUAUCACCACGGUCAUCGAGGUGAAGGAUCAGCUCAUUGAUUGGGCGUCUCGCGCCGGCGUCCAAUGGCUGAGCACGGUGAUCCCCACGCACCACGUCAACGCGCUCAUCUUCUUCUUCAUCAUCAGUAAUCUGACUGUUGACCUGUUUGCCUUCUUCAUCCCCCUCCUCGUCUUCUACCUCUCCUUCAUCUCCAUGGUGAUCUGCACGCUACGCAUCUUCCAGAGCAGCAAGGCGUGGGAGAAUUUCAGUGCCCUAACAACUCUGCUGACCAGGUUUGAGCCUGGCCUGGAUGUGGAGCAGGCAGAGUCUAACUUUGGCUGGAACAAUCUAGAACCUUACCUCUACUUCCUGAUAUCUGUCUUCUUCAUCAUCUUCUCCUUCCCCGUCGCCGAUAAAGGAUGGAUCCCCUGCUCGGAGCUCUCCACGGUAGCCAUCUUGUUCACGGUGGUCAGCUAUAAGAGCCUGAAUCCCUCGGCCGCCGCCUACACCAAACGGGCGCUCAUCACUGAGGUGGCGACGUCUUUGUGUUCCCUGACCAGUCUCCUGCCCCAGAGUGCUGUUCUGCUGAGGAUGCUGAGCCACACCUUCACCACCUUGCCUCUAGGGGAGUCAGUGGUGAUGAAGAUCAGUCUUCCCUGCCUGCUAGACCUCUAUCUCUUCUACCUGUUGUUCAGUAUGGCUAGACAGCGUGGUUUCCAGGGGACCUACUGUUUCCUGGUCCCCUACCUGGUCUGCUUCCUGUGGUGUGAGUUCUCUGUGGUGCUCCUCCAGAACUCUUCCCCCGUGGGGCUCAUCCGGACCUGUGUUGCCUACUUCCUGUUCCUGUUUGCCCUGCCCGUGCUGGCUGUGGGGCUGGCUGCCAUGGUCCUCAUCCAGCUGGUCAAAUGGUUCCUGGAGCUGGAGCUCACCAAGAUGAUUGUGACGCUGGCCGUGUGUGCGGUUCCGGUGACGCUGAGGCUGUGGACGCGCUUCGGCCUGUCGCUCAUGGACGUGUUCCACUCUAUGUCGCAACGCGGCGCCGUCAAGCUCAUCCUCUGCUGCGUCACCAUGGUGAUGCUGUUCUUCUGGACGUACCUGUACCACUCUGAGGGACUGCAGGGGUACAACUCUACGUUGACCUGGAAACAGUACAGUGCACUGUGUGGUCCUCCUGCCUGGAAGGAGAAAGGCAUGGCACAGACACAGAUCUUCUGCACACACCUGGACGGACACCAGGUGAUGUGGACCGGGAGGUUCCGGCAGGUGCGUGUAGCGGAAACGGAGAACGGCGCCCAGUCCGUCAUCAACCUGCUGCCGGUGUUCAUGGGAGAUUGGUUACGCUGUCUUUACGGAGAGACCUACCCUAAAUGUGACCCGCUGCGGAACAACUCCACCAACACCUCCUCCACCACCACCACCACCACCUCAACGGCCAACUCCAACACCCCCGUCGUUAACGCUAACCUCACCGUCGCCGACGCCGACUACGCCAACUCCCCAGUGCUUGGUGUUGCCGUGCCUACGGCCGUCCUCCACCGGCAGCAGGAAGAGGAGGAGCUGUGUGUGAUCAAGGCGUUGGCCAAACACACGUGUCACGUGAAGCGGUUCGACAGCUAUGUGUUAGAGGUGGGCGUGGGGAUGCCCGAGGAAGACGGGGUGCCAGAGGACCGAGACAGAGACAUCAAACUGGUGGCCAGCCAUGAGUUCAGACAGGUGUUGCUGCGCCUGCAGCCCGGAAGCCUGGUGGAGUUCAGCACUACGUUGGAGGGUCGUCUGGGGGGCCAGGUCCCGUCCUUCGAGCUGAAGGCCAUCCACUGCCUGGACUGUGACUCCUCCCUUCUGACCGCUGCCAGACAGGUGAAGAUAGAGAGAGACUGGAGACGGACCACCCUCAGCUCCGUCAAGUUCGCCUUCGAUUUCUUCUUCUCCCCCUUCCUCUCCGCACGGAUCGACGUGUGACGGGACGGGGCAAGAAGGAGAGAAAUGGAGUGAUGGGGGAAAUACAAGAGGAGUAGAUGGAUAGAAGGAUUUCAAUUCAAUACAACUACAUUUAGUCUUCUCCUCCCUUCCUGUCCUAAAGGAUCAACGUGUGACCAACCAGGGGUGGAAGAGACAGUGGCAGCCAUUUUUCUAAACGGACUGAGGGAAAAAAAUAGGAAACGGAUGGAUGAAGGAAUUCAAUUCAGUACAACUUCAUUUGUAGUGCAACUUAGUGAAUAAAGGGAUGGACUGAUGGACAGAUGGACGGAGGCGUGAAAAGGGGCGUCUCUCUGGUUGGAACACCCGAAGGGAACGGUUUGCUACAGUUACGCAGUUGCUGCUGUUCUCUUCUGGAAGCCAUUUUUGUUUUUUUCACGAGGUGGCUGUUGUCGUCCGGAUGACACAUUACCAUGGCAACGAGCUGCGGCAGCGUUUACGACGGGGGUGGAUAGUUGGAUCGGAUUGUAUCUUAAUUGUGCAGAAACACCCGGGGAGCUGAAAUCAACGAGGAAGUCGGUCAUCUGUAAACUGGAUUACUUGAAAGUAUUUCAACUGGAAAUAGCUGUAGUGGUCUUUAAAUGGGAAACUGGAGGAAAACGCUAGGGAAUAAUGGUGAAUUAAGAGUUCAGAUUUCAUCAUUAGUUUACAAAUAUAGUAUUAAGAGUUGUGUGUUCAACUGUCUUAAGAACACACUGAUACCUUGUGUAUGUAGAAUAUGUAGCAUAUCUACAGUGGAGAGAACAAGUAUUUGAUACACUGCCGAUUUUGCAGGUUUUCCUACUUACAAAGCAUGUA
Molecule: messenger RNA, 4098 nt
Organism: Coregonus clupeaformis (lake whitefish)
Lineage: Eukaryota; Metazoa; Chordata; Actinopteri; Salmoniformes; Salmonidae
Product: wolframin
Exons: 19
Coding region: 148-3282 (1044 amino acids)
Biological process (GO): calcium ion homeostasis; endoplasmic reticulum unfolded protein response
Cellular component (GO): endoplasmic reticulum; endoplasmic reticulum membrane
Molecular function (GO): protein binding
Source: RefSeq, a predicted model, not a curated record